AAAGUAUGCUUGUUGCCCCUGACGCCACCUUGCCGCUGCUGCUGCUGCCAUAUCUGCGGGCUGCUGGAAAAGGGCGUUGGCUAAGGUGUCGAGGAAACUCUUGAAGGCGGCAAGGAGGAGAAGGUGUGAGUGGGAGGGAGGUGGGGGGCGCGGAUUGCCGAGAGUGUGAGCAGGAAAAGAGAGGAGGAAACCGACGACAACCAGCCAUGGACGCUCUCGCCUCGACGUGUGUUGCAGCGUCGUCUGUACCUUGCACGGGCAUCGCCCACGCGAAAGGGGAAUACAGCAGCUGCAAAGCUCAGGGAAGCGCCAGCGGCAAGCUCGGGAAUGGCGCGGCCGUGUUGUGCAGAAAGGCGGCAUGGGCGACGCGGCAAGCGCCGUCGCGGAUGAGCGCGCUGCAAUUGAAUGCCUUGAGGGAGCGAUUGGCUGAGAGCGAUGGCGGUUGCGCCGCCGGCGCACAUAGGCGAGGAUGCGCGAGGGUCGUCGCGCAGGUUACCAGCGACACAGCGCAAGUGGCUUCCGACGGGUCGAAGCUCACCGAGAUGUCAGACGAGGAAUUUGACUUCGCAUCCUACAUGGUCUCAAAGGCAGCGAUUGUUAACCAGGCAAUGGACGAGGCAACAACAGUCAAGUACCCCGAGAAGAUUUAUGAAGCCAUGCGCUAUUCACUAUUGGCUGGUGGGAAACGCGUUCGGCCUGCUCUCUGUAUUGCGGCAUGUGAGUUGGUCGGGGGCAACGUGGAGGCUGUCCUUCCCACUGCCUGUGCAAUGGAGUUCAUCCACACAAUGUCACUCAUUCACGAUGAUCUACCUGCUCUUGACAACGAUGAUUUCCGCCGAAAUAAGCCUUCCAAUCAUAAGGCCUUUGGUGAGAGUACUGCGAUUUUAGCAGGCGACGCUCUUCUGACAUUUGCAUUCGAGCACAUGGCGAGAGCCACCAAGGGAGUUCCAGCUGAGAGAGUGCUGAGAGCAAUUGCAUACUUGGGGAGGGCUGUUGGCACAGAGGGCGUAAUUGCGGGUCAGGUGGCAGGUGCAGACAAACUAAUGCUCUUUGUUGUGAUGUGUGCCCGUGUUGUUGUGGCUCGGUGGGCAGCCUCUUGGGUUUGGAGCGAUCACGCGAGAUUGCGGCUGAGCUGAUUGCGAGAGCAAAGUCACAGCUUGAAUGCUAUGACCAGAGGAAAGCAGCCCCGUUAAGGUGUUUGGCUGACUUUAUUGCCAAUCGGGGGAACUGAGAUGAUGCGCAGAAGCUGUAGCCGUUGUGUAUUUGCGGUUUCCUCCCCCCCCCACAAACAGCCUUCUUUAACUGCUGCGGUUACUGUACAUCUAUCUAUAGCCUGGGAUGGCAUGCCAGGAAUUGUGUGCUUGCACUAGGAGCCUGUACCCGUCGUGUAUUUUAUUCUUCUCCGCCUCGCUGCACUGUUUCUGUUUAUAUGUAAGUCACUUCUCCGAUCCAUUUGCGCUGUUUUCCUUGUUUUGAAUAAUACUUUCAGGUUUCUGAUUCGCCGGGCCGAAAGCGUUGUCAAUGUCCGUUGCCUACUGCUGUUCCUGGUUUCAGUCGGAGGAUCCGAUGUGCUUGCUGGAUGGAAAUAUUAGGUCUGACAGGUUUGCGUGCAAAUAUAGGAGAUGGACGGCCAAGGAAGUGUGUGCUGCAGUGGGUAAUGAGCACACCUUUCGGGGUUGAGUUUUCUUUGUUGGUUUUCAUGUGUUGAUUAUGGUCCGAGUUAUUAAAAAAAAAAAAAAAAAAAAAAAAAAAAGAUUAUGGUCCGAGUUGCAGGACCAGGUUUGUGAGUUCUGUCCUGAAAGGCAAAAGAGGGUUCUUCAGAUAUCAUUCUCCCUUUGAGAGUGAAGUUUCAUUGUUGUUCCUCAAUCUUUGCCUUUCUGCUUGAUAU
This is a messenger RNA of Chara braunii, 1888 nucleotides long. NCBI's taxonomy places the organism in Eukaryota, Viridiplantae, Streptophyta, Charophyceae, Charales, Characeae. The record is from the annotation of a GenBank genome assembly.